AUGGAGCUUGAGAAAGCAAGGCCAUUCAUGGCCAUUGUUUUCAUUCAGUGUUUAUAUGCAUUGAUGUCUAUAGUCGCAAAACUAGCUUUGAACGCGGGAAUGAGCCCUCAUGUCUUAGUCGCUUACCGAAUGGCAGUUGCUGCAGCUCUCAUUACUCCUUUUGCCUUCGUACUUGAGAGGAACUCAAGACCAAGGAUGACUUUUAAAAUCUUGUUUAAAAUAUCCAUCCUAAGUUUAUUUGAACCUACGGUCGAACAAAACCUUUACUACUCAGGGAUGAAACUUACCACUGCCACAUUCACAUCCGCUUUGUGCAAUGCACUUCCCGCUAUGACAUUCAUAAUGGCUUGCAUUUUCAAGCUCGAGAAGGUGAAAAUCAAAAGGCGUCACAGCCAGGCAAAGCUGGUGGGAACCAUGGUGGCAGUUGGAGGAGCAAUGCUCAUGACAUUCGUGAAAGGGAAUGUCAUUGAGUUGCCUUGGACAAGCAAGUCAAAGGGUUUUCAUGGGCAGUUUCAUGCUAUGAAUACUCCAAAGCAGGAAGAUAUAGCAAGAGGAUCAAUUAUGCUUGUCGCAAGCUGCUUCAGUUGGUCAUGUUACAUCAUUUUCCAGGCAAACAUUCUGCAGUCAUAUCAAGCUGAGCUCUCGCUAACAGCUCUUAUGUGCUUUAUGGGGAUGCUGGAGGCUACUGUUAUGGCAUUGAUAUGGGAAGGGAAGAACUUGUCGGUCUGGAAAAUUCACGCAGAUGUGAAGCUAUUAGCUUCGGUAUACGGGGGACUUGUCUCAGGGUUAGCAUACUAUGUUAUUGGAUGGGCAUCAAAGGCGAGAGGACCUGUGUUUGUGAGCGCAUUUAACCCUCUCAGCAUGGUUAUCGUUGCUAUACUGAGCUCCUUUGUUUUCUUCGAAAAAAUGUACCUAGGAAGGGUUGUUGGGUCAGUUUUCAUUGUCAUUGGAAUAUAUUUGGUACUAUGGGGUAAAAGCAAGGACAAGGGAGGGCAGCUUCCACCAAACUCUGGGUGUGCAGAGACUGUGGUAAAAACUGACGAACAGAGGGUCCCGACGGCUGAUAAUAACCAAGUAGUACCCAACAGUGGCCAGUUAAUGACACCAAAGCCAGCAACUCAGUCUCAAGAGACCGUCUGA
Arabis nemorensis is the source of this 1140-nucleotide messenger RNA. The record is from the annotation of a GenBank genome assembly. NCBI's taxonomy places the organism in Eukaryota, Viridiplantae, Streptophyta, Magnoliopsida, Brassicales, Brassicaceae.